AUGCCGCCGCAACGAGGACCCUACCCCACCACGACCACCAUGCCCGAAGUCCGCGGCCUCAAGUACGACGAAUCCGACAUGGCCCUCUUCCACGCCAAACUCUCCUACCACUCCACCAUUGAGGAGCGCCUGGCUCUCAAGGACACCAACCUCACAUCCAUCUGCGACCACCAGUUUAAGAUCCUCAAACGCUGGGAGAUGCUGAAGCAGGUGGAGAAAGAAAUGGCGGACAAGGGCAAGAGCCUGUCGCCCGCGGAGAAGAAGCAAUUGGCUCAGUACGAAUGGCGAUACAAGACGUUGGAGGAGGUUGCAACCAACAGUACGGGGUGA
Aspergillus campestris IBT 28561 is the source of this 330-nucleotide messenger RNA. RefSeq lists its product as uncharacterized. The record is from RefSeq and is a predicted model, not a curated record. The transcript has a single exon. Lineage: Eukaryota; Fungi; Ascomycota; Eurotiomycetes; Eurotiales; Aspergillaceae. Bases 1 to 330 code for a protein of 109 amino acids.